Prorocentrum cordatum is the source of this 340-nucleotide messenger RNA. The record is from the annotation of a GenBank genome assembly. Lineage: Eukaryota; Dinophyceae; Prorocentrales; Prorocentraceae.
CCCACGGCUGCCCUCGUGGGCCCACGCCGAGCUGACGGAGGCGGGGGUGCCCCAGAGGCCGCCGCACUGGCACCCGCUGGCGCGUCCAGACGCCGGCAGCAGCCGCGACGGCUGGCUGCCUGCCAGCUGGGACGUGGGCUUCAAGCUCACCGCAGGCCGGAAGCUGAUGCGGUGCUACGUGCAGCGGGCGCCGGAGGGCCAGCCCGGCCUCGUGAGGUACCACAAGCGCACGGUGCUCGAGGCCGAGCGCGAGGCGCAAGGCCUGCCCGCCCCGGCAGCGAGCAGCCGCGCGCAGCAGAGAGGCGGCCGGCUGCCCCCGAAGGGCGCCGGCGACCCCUAG